This is a messenger RNA of Impatiens glandulifera, 2167 nucleotides long. Its product is annotated as DEAD-box ATP-dependent RNA helicase 17. Lineage: Eukaryota; Viridiplantae; Streptophyta; Magnoliopsida; Ericales; Balsaminaceae. Gene Ontology annotation, molecular function: ATP binding; nucleic acid binding; RNA helicase activity. Gene Ontology annotation, cellular component: nucleus. The record is from RefSeq and is a predicted model, not a curated record. The transcript is spliced from 10 exons. The coding region runs from base 110 to 1906 and encodes 598 amino acids. Gene Ontology annotation, biological process: ribosome biogenesis.
UUAUUCUCCCAGACAGACUCGGAGUUCCCGGCAGACCGGUUCACCUCACCGGCGACGAAACAACCGCAUCUCCCAAUCUUACCAAAGGAGAGUGGAAGAGGAGUUAAAGAUGCAGAAAAGGAAAUCAUUUGCCGAUAAAGCAACGGAUGAAGGACAAAAUAAGAAGCUGAAGAAUGCUGAGAAAGAUCAAGUCUUUGCUUCUUGCUCCUUUUCCAGCCUUGGCCUCCACCCUGCAUUGUGUGAACAGCUUCGAGAGAGAUUGGGUUUUGAAGUUCCAACUCUUAUACAAUCUCAGGCAAUUCCCGUUGCUCUUUCUGGCCGUCAUGUGCUUGUCAAUGCAGCAACUGGCACUGGAAAGACUAUAGCAUAUCUAGCACCAAUUAUUCAUCACUUGCAGAAUUAUGAACCUCGAAUUCAACGGUCUGACGGUACAUUCGCAUUGGUACUUGUGCCUACGCAUGAAUUGUGCAUGCAGAUCUAUGAAAUUCUGCAGAAGUUAGUUCACCGUUUUCAUUGGAUAGUCCCGGGCUACAUCAUGGGUGGUGAAAAUAGAUCAAAAGAGAAAGCCAGAUUGCGCAAAGGCAUAUCUGUUCUUGUUGCAACACCUGGACGCCUUCUAGACCAUAUGAAGAAUACCACCUCCUUCCAGCAUUCUAAGUUGCGUUGGAUAAUUUUUGAUGAAGCUGAUAGGAUUUUGGAAUUGGGAUAUGGUAAAGAAAUAGAGGACAUACUACAUAUUUUGGGUACUAGGAAGACUGAUUGUGAUGCCAAGGAUAGUGCAACUUCUACAUUCCAAAGGCAGAACUUGCUAUUGUCAGCCACUUUAAAUGACAAAGUAAAUCAUCUUGCUAAAAUUAGUUUAGAAAAUCCGGUAAUGAUUGGUCUUGAUAACAACACAGCGCAUCAAAAUCAUCCACACAAAAAAUUCACAUCGGGGACGGAAUCUGAGGAUGACGAGGAGUCACAAAAGGUUGUAUCUUCGAAUGAAGAGUAUAGACUUCCAGCACAAUUAGUUCAGAGAUAUGCCAAAGUGCCAUGUGGUUCACGUCUCACAAUACUUCUAUUGAUUCUGAAGAAUCUAUUUGAGAAAGAAGUUUCUCAGAAGGCUGUGGUAUUCUUUUCAACAUGUGAUGCAGUGGAUUUUCAUUAUUCACUUCUUAGUGAAUUUUGUUGGUCAUCCAACUCUCAGCCGGAGCUAGAACAGAAAAAUUUGUUUUUAAAAUGUAAAAUAUUUCGCUUGCACGGAAACAUGAAGCAUGAAGACCGCAAAAAUGCUUUCCAAGCCUUUAAGACGGAAAAAUCAGCUCUGCUUUUAUCUACAGAUGUUUCUGCUCGAGGAUUAGAUAUCCCGAAAGUCAGAUGUAUUUUGCAGUAUGAUUCUCCUGGCGAAGCUACUGAAUAUGUACAUAGGGUUGGAAGAACUGCUCGAUUGGGUGAGAGGGGAGAAUCUUUGUUGUUCUUACAACCGGUUGAAACAGAUUACUUGCAAGAUCUAGAGAAACAUGGAGUAUCAUUAACAGAGUACCCACUUUUAAAAUUAUUGGACAGUGUCCCAUUAUACGGUCAUAAACCCAAUGUCAAGAAGUUUGUUUCUGUAGAGAUGCAUCCGUGGGUGAUUUCUCUGCAGAAGGCCCUUGAAUCCUUCACUGCUAACAAGCCAGAUAUAAAAAAGUUGGCCAAGGAUGCGUUUUGCUCUUGGGUGCGUGCUUACACUGCCCACCGUGGGGAACUGAAGAAGAUUUUCAUGGUAAAGAAACUUCACUUGGGUCAUGUAGCGAGAAGUUUUGGUCUGAAAGACCAACCUUCACUUGUUGGAAGGACGUUUCAAAUCCAAACAAAGAAGGAUAAAAGGGACCAGAAACAAAAUGGAGCCCCUAAAAAGAGGAAGAGAUUCAACAAACCCUGAUCCUAACAGGGAAAAACCUGGUUGAAACUGAACCCCGAGAGAUAAUUCAUUUCCAUCUUUAAGAUUGAUAAUUCAUUUCCAUGGCCCACAUACUAAAUUUUGUGAUCAUAUAUACAUAUAUUGUGUCAUAAUGGUGGAUGAUUUAGGUACCUGUCAUCCUUAUCCCUUUAUCUCUGUAGCUUAAUUUGGAUCAAUCUUGAGUUAUAUACUGUGAGCAAGUGUAGAUUUUAUAAAUUCUGAAACACUGUUCAAUUGUUGACU